CCCAAAAUUCUUAAUAUUAGUUAUAUAAAUAAUUUUAAUCUAAUAAUUCUUAUGUAGAUAUCUUAAAAAUUAAUUUUAUCUACAGCAGUUUUCAUUAAUGCUAUACUUCUCUUCUCAAGCCUUCAGGUCAAAAUCAACUGUAAUGGAUGAAGAUAACAGGACCUUGUUUAGUGGCUUUACCCUCAUUGGGCUCUUCCCACACAAAAAAGCCUCAAGCUUCCUUUUUAGUUCCAUUUGUGCCAUCUUCUUCAUGGCCAUCGUAACUAAUGGGGUCAUGGUCUUCCUGAUCCACAUAGAUCCUCACCUCCACACUCCCAUGUUCUUCCUACUUAGCCACCUCUCUUUCAUUGAUAUGAUGUAUAUCUCCACAAUUGUGCCCAAGAUGCUGGUUGAUUAUGUUUUGGGAAAGGGGACCAUCUCCUUCCUUGCUUGCACAGCCCAGUACUUCCUCUACAUGGGCUUUGUGGGGGCAGAAUUCUUCCUGCUGGGGCUCAUGGUCUAUGACUGCUAUGUAGCCAUCUACGACCCACUCCACUAUCGUGUCCUUAUGAGCCGACGGGUCUGUUGGAUAAUCUUGGCCAGUUCUUGGUUUGGGGGUGCUUUGGACAGUUCCCUCCUCACCCCCCUCACCAUAAGCCUCCCAUUCUGCGCCUCCCACAAGAUCAAUCACUUUUUCUGUGAGGCUCCCACCAUGCUGAGACUGGCGUGUGGCAACAAAGCUGCCUAUGAAAUGGUGAUGUAUACCUGUUGUGUCAUGAUGCUGCUUAUCCCCUUCUCCGUGGUGAUUGCUUCCUAUGCCCAGAUUCUCAUCACUGUGCAUCAAAUGAAGUCAGCAGAAGGGAAGAAGAAGGCCUUCACCACCUGUUCUUCGCACAUAAUGGUGGUGACGCUGUUCUAUGGGGCCGCUUUAUACACUUACAUGCUUCCUCAGUCCUAUCACACCCCAAUCAAAGAUAAGAUCUUCUCUGCCUUUUACACCAUCCUCACCCCCUUGUUAAACCCUGUAAUCUACAGCCUGAGGAACAGGGAUGUGACGGGGGCCUUGAGAAGGGUUUUGGCAAGAUGUAAUGGGGCCUGUGGUGAAACAAAGGAAUAGCUAUGACGGUUGUCAAGGGAGUGUGGGUUCUAUUAUUUUAGGUAUGGAUAUUGUGGACAAUGCAGGAAACAACCACCAAUGCCAGCUGUGUUAAAAGGUAUAUCAGCAGUACUUUCAUCAAAAUUUGUCAAAAAUCUAAAGUCAUCGGAACAUUUACACAUGAAUAAUGCCAGUGUUCCAUAAACACCACUGAUGUUUAUUUCUUCUUUGCUUCCCUUCAUUCUAAUUCUUCUCUUAUACUACUUCUCUGUACUUAUUGUAUGUAUUGUUCCCCAAAUAUCUGGUUACAAUUAUAUACUUUUGCCACCUUUAGUGGGUGUUUAGCCUCACAGAAACUGAAUAUCCAAGUGAUUUUGAUCACAUUGUUUAAACUCUCCAUCGAUAAAGUUUAUGGAAGUUUCAGGGAUAUAGAAAUUUGAAGUACAUAGAGACUGAACUGGCAUA
Loxodonta africana (African savanna elephant) is the source of this 1540-nucleotide messenger RNA. RefSeq names its product olfactory receptor 2T6-like. NCBI's taxonomy places the organism in Eukaryota, Metazoa, Chordata, Mammalia, Proboscidea, Elephantidae. Gene Ontology annotation, biological process: detection of chemical stimulus involved in sensory perception of smell; G protein-coupled receptor signaling pathway. Gene Ontology annotation, cellular component: plasma membrane. The record is from RefSeq and is a predicted model, not a curated record. The transcript has a single exon. The coding region runs from base 98 to 1096 and encodes 332 amino acids. Gene Ontology annotation, molecular function: G protein-coupled receptor activity; olfactory receptor activity.